ACAUAUCUUCCUUGAUUGGACUGUCAUCUAUCAACUCCAUCCGGUUCAUCACCAUGCAUUCCACCCAGGUAGUCACGUAUGGUGCCCACCGACGUUCAGCUUCUCGUCUAACGAUAUUUGCACACCUGUUCGGCAUCCUGGCUUUCAUCUUGAUGCUGGUUUGGUUGCUCCAUUAUCGUGGCGGUAUCGAGUACGGUUCUUAUGAUAGCUUUCGUGUUUUCAAUGUUCACCCAUUUCUUAUGUUCUGUGGGUUCAUUUUUCUGUCUGGUGAAGCAAUGAUGGCCUACAAGACAGUACAAGCUAAACAUAUUGUGCAGAAGGUAGUCCAUAUGAUACUACAGCUUAUGGCUUUUGUGCUUGGGGUGGUUGGGAUUUGUGCAGUUUUCAAGUUCCAUGAUAUGGCCGGCAUAGAGGAUGUUUACAGUUUGCAUUCAUGGAUUGGCAUCGCCACCAUUUCCUUGUUUGCAUUGCAGUGGCUAGCGGGGUUGUCCACUUAUAUGUUUCCGCAAACAGACGUGACGAGGACAGCCGUGCUUCCCUGGCACGUUUGUCAUGGCAGGACAUUGCUAUACAUGUCGAUAGCUGCAGCUCUCACUGGCUUGAUGGAGAAGGCUACCUUCCUCAACCUGCGCCAUGGCCAUGAAACUCGUUUGAUCAAUAUCAUAGGACUAUCUAUCCUCUUGUUUGGCAUAUUUGUAGAUCUCAGCGUUGCUCUUGCCCGUUAUGUCUGAUUAUUUAUGAAUUGUUUUAAUCAUCUUUUUUUUUUCUUUUGCAUGUGUGUGGUUUUCAUCUUGGUUUUCUCUUUCUUUUUUGGGGUGAAUUUACACUGGAUUGAUGUUGUAAUUCCGAUAAUUUUAAUUUAUUAUUCAUUUCACUUAUACAAUUUAAUUUCCCCCAA
Messenger RNA from Theobroma umbraticum, 898 nucleotides. Its product is annotated as putative transmembrane ascorbate ferrireductase 3. The record is from RefSeq and is a predicted model, not a curated record. Lineage: Eukaryota; Viridiplantae; Streptophyta; Magnoliopsida; Malvales; Malvaceae. Gene Ontology annotation, molecular function: oxidoreductase activity.